Ilex paraguariensis (yerba mate) is the source of this 1323-nucleotide messenger RNA. The record is from the annotation of a GenBank genome assembly. Lineage: Eukaryota; Viridiplantae; Streptophyta; Magnoliopsida; Aquifoliales; Aquifoliaceae.
AUGGAACGUGGUGGCAUAAAGGAAGAAAGUACAAGUAAUGUUGAUACCACAAUUGAAAUAGAAGUCCCAUAUGGUCCACUGGUAACUUCAAUGAGGGAGAGACUACAGAGCUUGACGCCAAAUUCCUCUGAGUAUUGCAUCUAUAGGGUCCCCAAUAAUAUUAGGGGAACAAAUGAAGCAGCCUUUGCCCCUAUCAGAGUCUCAAUUGGUCCAUUUCACUAUGGCAAAGGGGUAUUAAAAGCCAUGGAAGAGAAUAAAUGGAGGUAUCUACAGAACUUUCUUGAACGAACCCAAAAGAAGUUGGAGGAAUUUGUUGAAGUAAUAAAGGAGAAGGAAGAAAGUAUACGCCUGUGUUAUGCAGAAAAGAUCAAACUUGACAGCGGCAAGUUUGUGGAAAUGAUACUUGUUGAUGCUGCUUUCAUCAUUGAAUUCUUGUUGAAUUUUGUGGUCCCUAAUCGUAGAGAUGAGAAUGAUAUUUUAUUUCAGAAUAAUAUUAUAUUUUCGGAUAUAAGUCGUGAUUUAUGGCUGUUGGAAAAUCAAAUUCCAUUUUUUAUUCUCGGGGAUAUUUUUAGCAUGACAGUCUUACAGGGGGCAUCCUCUUCAAGCCAAUAUGAGAUCCUAUCUUUCCUCGACCUGACUAGCCAAUACUACAUUGGCAUGCACCUGGGACUCAAUGCCAAGAAAACAAUCCCUUCAGGAGCGAUGCAUUUCACUGAUUUCCUAAGAAGUUGUAUCAUACCAUCAGAAGAACCGCAACCCCGCAACAGAGUAGGAAGAAUCGAAUUCACACGUAGUGCAACAUUGCUCCAGAAGGCCGGAGUGAAGUUUAAGAAGCCAGGAGUGAUGAAGAACUUGUUGGACAUCAAAUUUAGUGAUGGUGUUUUAGAAAUCCCACAUUUAAUGUUAACCGAUGAGACAGCCAGUUUAUUACGAAAUGUUGUGGCCUUUGAGCAGUGUCAUGCUCUACCCCUUUACAUGAGCGACUAUAUCACCCUGUUGGAUGGCCUCAUUGACACUACAAAAGAUGUUGACUUAUUUAUUCGUGGGAAAAUUAUCGAGAAUUGGCUUGGUGAUAGCAAAGGGGUGGCAGAUUUGUUCAACAAACUUGGCAGAAAUAUAAUAGUCAGCGAUACAGAAUCCUAUUUUGCUAGAGUUUAUGAAGACCUGAAUGAUUACUUCCAUAGUCCUUGGCACCAUUGGAAAGCAAUCUUGAAACAAGAAUAUUUCAAGAAUCCUUGGGCUGGAAUAUCUGUCAUCGCAGCAGUUAUUCUUCUUAUACUCACCUUUAUACAAACUGGGUGUUCUAACAAUUCCAUUCUGUGA